AUGGAGUUGUCUGAGGCAAUAGAACGGUCUCGUGUAGAUAAUGUAUUCCUACGAAAAGGUCCUCGACAACCACAGCCAGGUUCACUGGCCCUCAUUGGACAUCAUAUGAUUUUUUCACCAUCUUCGAGUUCAACAAAUUCUCCAAGUGGGAAGGAACAUAGCAGUGAAUUUUGGCUUCUCCAUCGUGCAGUGGAUCGUGUCAUUGUGGAGCCAAUUGUUAAAGACAGCUUUAAUCGUAGUGGAAAGCUGAUUUUAAAAUGCAAGAACUUCAUGAUCUGCAUUUUUGAAAUCGAUGAUUUGGAUGAUUGCCUCGCCGUUGCACGUUCUAUAGAAAAAUUAUCUAAUUUAAAGGGUAUACAGCAUGACUACCCAUUUUAUUACCGAUGUCCUUUUACUGUACUGGAUAAUGGGUGGACUGCUUUUGAUGCUGAACAAGAAUAUGCGAAGUUAAUGAUACGGUGUAAAGAUGGAUGGCGUAUAAGUGCUGUCAACAAAGGAUUUCGAGUGUGUAGUACGUAUCCUGAAAUGGUAAUUGUACCAAAAGGUAUUGGAGAUGAUUAUCUUAGAAUAUCUGCUACAUUUCGAGAUGGCGGACGUUUUCCAAUAUUAAGUUUCUAUCAUGGCGAAACAAAGUCUUGUCUUAUCCGUUGUGGACAACCGCUAGUUGGCCCUACAAAUCGGCGAUGUAAAGAAGAUGAGACAAUCCUAAACUCUUUGUUGUCUUCGACAAGCAAGGGAGUUAUUGUUGACACACGUACGAAAGCUGUUGCGCAAAACGCUAAAAAUAAAGGUGGUGGAUGUGAGUCGCAAAUGUUUUAUUCACAGUGGAAAUACAUAUAUGGUAGCACUCCACGGAUUAGAGAAAUUCAUGAUGCGCUAGCCAAAUUAGUUGAAUUGUGUACGGAAACGAAUAUCAAUAUUGAUCGUUGGAUAUCUCGUCUUGGUUCUUGUGGCUGGCUUCAGUUUGUUUCUGACAUGCUAACCUGUGCAGCAACAGUAGCGCAAUGUAUUCAUUGUGAAGGCAUUCCUGUAGUGGUGCAUGGUGCAGAAGGAACUGAUUCAACUCUUUUGAUAACAUCAUUGGCACAGCUUCUGCUGGAUUCUGAUUCCCGUACUAUUCGAGGAUUUGAAUCUUUAAUUGAGCGAGAAUGGAUAUGUGCUGGGCAUCCUUUCUCCUAUCGAUGCGCUCAUUCUGCAUUUGCUACCGGUGGUAUCACGGGGCCGCAUGAAUCUCCCAUGUUUCUUUGCUUUUUGGAUUGUGUUUGGCAGGUAUACCAGCAGUUUCCGUGUUCUUUUGAAUUUACCGAAGAGUUCCUCAUAUUUCUGUUCGAACAUGCUUAUGCUUCCGAGUUUGGGUCGUUCCUCGGGAACAAUGAGAAAGAAAAGGCACGAUUUGAAGUUAAAACACGAACAGUGUCGCUUUGGUCAUAUGUGAAUAAUCCAGAAAUAUUGUGUACCUACGUGAACGCUUUAUAUGAACCUAAUCCGGCUGUCCUGUGGCCCUGCGUUGCUCCACAAAGCAUAGCAUUUUGGGAACGUUUGUUUUUGCGAUGGAUUCGUGAUUGGAAGCAAAUGGAUGGUAUAAAGCAGACAGUGAUGCAAUGGAAAGUACGUGAAAAGGAAUUGCAGUCAAAAGUGCUGAUAUUGCGCAGACAACUUUUGGAACUGUCGAAGGACAUACAACUCACUAGCGCAGUCCACUGA
Brugia pahangi is the source of this 1704-nucleotide messenger RNA. Lineage: Eukaryota; Metazoa; Nematoda; Chromadorea; Rhabditida; Onchocercidae. The record is from the annotation of a GenBank genome assembly.